Molecule: messenger RNA, 219 nt
Organism: Plasmodium inui San Antonio 1
Lineage: Eukaryota; Apicomplexa; Aconoidasida; Haemosporida; Plasmodiidae
Exons: 1
Coding region: 1-219 (72 amino acids)
Source: RefSeq, a predicted model, not a curated record
AUGGCACAGAAAAGAAUACUAGCCCCAACCCAAUUACCAAAUCCCAAGACGGAUGAAUCACCCACAACAAAGUCUCUAAGCGUCAAACUCUCCAUAUUGCCCUACACACAAGACAAACUAGUCCUAGACAACCCCCAGAGCCAAAAAUCACGUAUCCAAAAUCCUUCGAAGGAACCUGGGAACUCUAAUCUUAAUGACCCCCAGAAGGAACGCCCAUAA